Molecule: messenger RNA, 3489 nt
Organism: Myiozetetes cayanensis
Lineage: Eukaryota; Metazoa; Chordata; Aves; Passeriformes; Tyrannidae
Gene: NCKAP1L
Product: NCK associated protein 1 like
Biological process (GO): cell migration; neuron projection morphogenesis; cortical actin cytoskeleton organization
Cellular component (GO): SCAR complex
Source: RefSeq, a predicted model, not a curated record
AUGUCCCUGCCCUCGGUGUACGGGGACAAACUGGCCGAGAAGCUGACGCUGCUCAACGAGCGCGGCCGGGGGGUCCUCGUGCGCAUCUACCACAUCAAGAAGACGUGCUCGGACCCCCGCACGAGGCCGCCCUUCCGGGACAAAGCCAUGGAGGCCUCGCUCAAGUUCAUCAACAAGAAGUUCCACCUGGACGUGCGGAGCAGCACCCAGCACCUGGGGCCGGUGCACAGGGACAGAGGGGACAUCGCGCGGGCGCUGGCCCCGUUCUACCACACCUUCCUGGACGUGCUGGAGUUCCGGGACCACGUGUACGAGCUGCUCAACACCAUCGACGCCAGCCAGUGCUUCUUCGACAUCCACAUCAACUACGACCUCACCAAGGGCUACCUGGACCUGGUUGUCACCUACGUGUCCCUCGUGCUGCUGCUGGCGCGCACCGAGGAGCGCCGGCUGCUCAUCGGCACCUACCACUGCGCCCACGAGAUGGCCCACGGCGCCAGCGAUCCCGGCUUCGCCCGCCUGGGGCAGAUGGUGCUGGAGUACGAGCACCCCCUCAAGAAGCUGGUGGAGGAGUUCGGGCCCCACACCAAGGCCGUGAGCAGCGCUCUGCUGUCCCUGCGCUUCCUCUGGGCCAGGAGGGACCGCGACGCGGAGCAGUGGAGGAAGGAGCAGCUCCUGAGCCUGCUGGGGACACCGGGGGACAUGCUGAGCCCCGCCAGCUCCGACAGCAUGGCCUGCGAGUACCUGUCCCUGGAGGUGAUGGAGCGCUGGAUCAUCCUGGGGUUCCUGGUGUGCCCGGGGGCUCUGGGGGGGUCCCCCCCGUGCCAGGAGCUUUGGCGCCGGGCCCUGCAGGGGUCCCUCUUUGUCACCCUGGUGCGCGACGAGGCCAUCGCGGUGCACAAAGUGACGGAGGAGCUGCUGGGGGCAUCAAGGGGGUAUGGGAAGCGCGUGGCCGAUGUGAAGGAGUGCCGGGAAUACGCCCUGGCUCACAGUGGGUCUCUGCACCGGGGCCGCCGCUCCUUCCUGCGCGGGGCCGUGCGGGAGCUGCUGGCGCUGCUGGAGGAUCAGCCCGGGUUGCUCGGCCCCAAGGCCCUGCUGGUGUUCGUGGCGCUGUCGCUGUGUCGCGAUGAGGUCACGUGGCUGUCGCGACACGCCGAGCACGUGACCAAGACCAACCCCGAGGACUUCACUGACAGUCACCUGGCAGAGCUGCUGUUCCUGCUGGAGCAGCUCCGGGCCCUGGUCCGGGCGCACCGGGGGGUGCUCCGGAGGUACCACCUGAAAUACCUGGCGGGCUUCGACGCCCUCGUGCUCAGUGACGUCAUCCAGAACCUGUCCGUGUGUCCCGAGGAGGAGUCCGUGAUCCUCUCGUCCUUCGUCAGCUCCCUCUCGGCUCUGUCUGCCAAGGAAGCCGAUGACAAGGAGCAGUUCGACUUCACCGCCCUGCGCCUCGACUGGUUCCGCCUCCAGGCCUACACCAGCGUGGCCAAGGCCGCUCUCCCGCUGGGCUCCAACCCCGACGUGGGCCGUGCCAUGAACCUCGUGGUGUUCCACACCCGCCUGCUGGACAGCCCUGAGGAGCUGCUGGAUGAGACCUCCGACCUGUCCCAGCUCUGUUUUUUCCCCCGUUCCGUGGACAGGAUGUUCUCCCUGGCGCUGGAGGAGCCGCCCAUGCUGCGCUUCAGCAUCGCCUUCCCCCUGCUCUGCUCCCACUUCCCACGCUGCCUGCACCCCCUGUGCCCCGAGGAGUACCCCCAGUUGCAGGCGGUGGCCCUGGCCCAGUGUCACCAGUUCCUGGAGGAGCUGGCCAAACUGGGCAGCUCCUGUGUCCUGGACGCCUGUGCCGAGCAGCACAACCUCAGCCAGCAGCUGCUGCCCAAACACUGCGCCGCCACCAUCAGCAGAGCCCGCGGGAAGAAGACCCCAAAACAGCCCCCCAAAAAGGGGGAGCCCGAGAGGGACAAACCGGGCACGGAGAGCCAGAGGAGGGACAGGACCCUCACCACCAACCUGGACAAGCUGCAGGUGACCCUGUCCGAGCUGUCCCUGAGCCUCAACCACGUCCCCACCAUCACCGUGUUCGGGCACACCCUGAGCCCGGCCGAGUACCUGAGCAGCCACCUGGAGACCCGGCUCACCAGGGCCAUCGUGGCCAUGGCCGGGCACAGCCCUGGCUCUCAGCAGCUGUGCCGUCCCUCCGAGGUGCUCGUGGGGCUCGGGGCCUACGCGGGGCUCGUGCAGCGCCUGGGGCGGCUCGUGGGGCUCGACACGGCCCGGCUGCUGCGGGGGGUGCUGCUGCAGCAGAGCCAGCCCCGGGACGGAGCGGGACAGCCCACCCUGACGGCCAUCUACACCGACUGGUACCUGGAGUCCCUGCUGCGCGUGCCAGUCGGUUCCAUCGUGGUGGCCCCGGCCCUGCAGGCGUUCAGCACCGUGCCCUGCGAGGAGCAGCCGCCCUUCAGCGCCGCUGAGUUCUCUGACGUCUCAGAGAUGCGGGCGCUGGCCGAGCUCAUCGGGCCCUACGGGAUGAGGUUCCUGAGUGACAACCUGAUGUGGCACGUGGGGUCCCAGGUGACAGAGCUGAAGAAACUGGUGGCAGAGAACAUGGACACGCUGGUGCAGCUGCGCUGCUGCAGGGCCGAGCAGAGAGCGGGGCUGGUGACACGGCUGAGCUCGGCCGAGAACGUGCUGAAGCGCAUGACGAUCAUCGGGGAGAUCCUGACCUUCCGCGCCAUGGCCCAGCAGGGCCUGCGCCAGGUGUUCUCCCAGCGCUGCCCCUUCCUGAUGGGCCCCAUCGAGGGUCUCACCGACAUCGUCACCCCCGACACCGACAUCCAGGUCACCCUGAGCAUCUUCGAGGUGGCCUCGGCCGCCGGGAUCCCCUGCGAGGUCGACCCCGCUCUGGUCAACGUGCUGGGGGGGGCCCGGAUGGAGGGCUCGUCCCCAGAGGAGGAUUACAAGGUGUCCUGCCUGCUCCUGGUGUUCGUGGCCGUGUCCCUGCCCCUCAUGGCCACCGACCCCGCCGCCCUCUACAACCCUGAGCUGGACGGGUACAACAACAACCUGCACUGCCUGGCCAAGGCCGUGGUCCAGGUCUCGGCCGCCCUGUUCACCCUCCACAACAAGAACAUCGAGAGCCACCUCAAGGAGUUCCUACUGUUGGCCUCCUCGAGCCUCCUGCAGCUGGGCCAGGAGCCCGACAAGGGCAGGGUGAGGAACCGCGACUCCAUCGCCCUCCUGCUGCAGAUGAUCGUGGCCGAGUCGUCCUUCCUGACGCUGGACAUGUUGGAGAGCUGCUUCCCCUACGUCCUGCUGCGCAACGCCUACCGCGAGUGUGCCGGGAGGAGCCUGCCCAGGGCCCCCCGCACUGAGAGACCCCUCCCAGAGCCUGCCGACCCCCUCAGACCCCCCGCACUGAGAGACCCCCAGAGCCCGCUGACCCCCUCUCAGACCCUACCCCCUGCACUGAGAGCCCCCAGAGCCCGCUGA